Molecule: messenger RNA, 705 nt
Organism: Didymosphaeria variabile
Lineage: Eukaryota; Fungi; Ascomycota; Dothideomycetes; Pleosporales; Didymosphaeriaceae
Exons: 1
Coding region: 1-705 (234 amino acids)
Source: RefSeq, a predicted model, not a curated record
AUGUCAGUUCCGCCUUCUGGAAGCGAGGCUGGUGAGUCUCGAGAGGGGGGUGUUAGACUCGAUGCGGAGAUGCCUAUUCGUGUGGAGGAUCAGGCUGGUGAGUCUCAAGAGGGUGGGGUUAGACUCGAUGCGGAGAUGCCUAUUCGUGUGGAGGACCAGCCUGGAGCGUAUCAGCCUGGAUUGUAUGGACCUGGAACGUAUCAGUCUCCGUAUCCACCAGUACCGUAUCAGUCUCCGUAUCCACCAGUACCGUUACAUCGGUCUCCACAUCAGUCUUCGUAUCAGCCUGGAGCGUAUCAGUCUCCGUACCAGCCUGGACCGUAUCAGUCACCAUAUCCACCGGUACCGUAUCAGUCACCAUAUCCAUCUGGUCCGAUUUCAUAUGGACCGCAUCGCCCUGGGCCAGCGAAUGGGGCUCUCCUGAAUGCGAUGAACCAUGUUCAGCAAACGGUCGAGGAGCACGCACGUCAAGACGGUGGAAUCGGACCCCGCGUCGAGAAUGUUCGCCCUGAGGAUGAGCUUUCUCCGUCGAGCAAUGUGUAUUCGCCUGAAGCUGAAGCGGAAGGUGAAGAUGAGGACGAGGAUGAUGGGGGAGAUGGGGGUGAUGAGGGAGACGGAGAGGAGGGCGAGGGGGAGGAAGUUGAGGGGCUAGGGCAUGGCUGGAGUGAUGACGACGUGUGGGUGAGGGGAAGGGAUUUGGGAUAG